Cooperia oncophora is the source of this 381-nucleotide messenger RNA. Lineage: Eukaryota; Metazoa; Nematoda; Chromadorea; Rhabditida; Trichostrongylidae. The record is from the annotation of a GenBank genome assembly.
AUGAUUGAUAGCCUUGGUAAGAAGAACGAACUGGACUCGCGUUACUAUGCUGGAGGUGCUUCAUCGUUCUUCAACAUCGGUAAUCUUGCUGCUGCCAUUGAGUCAUGCCAUGACAUUAUGGGUGUCACUCCCGUGGCUCAGGAACACGUUCGAUGGGAUCCGACGCCAUUUGGAUGGGCUCCACGACCAGAAGCCGCACUAGUGUUGGGCCGAAGUCGCGCCGUCAUCUACCCUGAUCUUCUACCUGGGGUGCAACCAGACCUCUUCGAUUUCAAUCACCAGUUCUUCACUGCUGGAGAAGAUUUACUUCUGGCUCACGCUCUAAUUAUAUUGGGUGCAGAGAAUGCUUUUACCUUGCAAAACGAUAGCGCAGAUACGUAG